GACGACGUGGAAGUUGCUGGCCGACCUGGCUGGGACCCGGAGGCCCGGAGCGGCGGAGGUGGCGGCGCCCAGGCUCGACUAGGACUCGCUGCCGAGUCCCGGCCUGACUCCGGGGACCGGCGAGGGCGCGGCGGCGGCGGCUCAUCAUGGGUGGCUUUUUCUCAAGUAUUUUUUCCAGUCUCUUUGGGACCAGGGAAAUGAGGAUUUUAAUUUUGGGAUUAGAUGGUGCUGGGAAAACAACAAUUUUGUACAGAUUACAGGUUGGAGAAGUUGUUACUACUAUUCCCACUAUUGGAUUUAAUGUAGAGACGGUGACAUACAAAAACCUCAAAUUCCAAGUCUGGGACUUAGGAGGACAGACAAGUAUCAGGCCGUACUGGAGAUGUUACUAUUCAAACACAGAUGCCGUCAUCUAUGUAGUUGACAGUUGUGACCGAGACCGAAUUGGCAUUUCCAAGUCAGAGUUAGUUGCCAUGUUGGAGGAAGAAGAGCUGAGAAAGGCCAUUUUAGUGGUGUUUGCAAACAAGCAGGACAUGGAGCAGGCCAUGACACCCUCAGAAAUGGCCAAUGCACUUGGGUUACCUGCUCUGAAAGACCGAAAGUGGCAGAUAUUUAAAACAUCCGCAACCAAAGGCACUGGCCUUGAUGAGGCGAUGGAAUGGUUAGUGGAAACACUGAAAAGUAGACAGUAAGUCCACUCACAUCAGUUCCUGUGAACCCAACGCUACGUCCCAUCCUCACUGGAAUCAGCUGGAUGUGCUUCUCUGACUGUUAGGACUGUGUGAUUGCAGGCUGUACAGAACUGACUCCACUAUUUGUAAUAAAUAUAAAAAACAAGUAUUUGGCAAGAGGGUUAGCUUGAUUGAAUCACCCAGAUGGUUUAUGUAAUGUAAAAUAGUCUUCCUUGCUUUCUUGUGUUAAGGUAUAUAUUCUAUUUGUAUGGAAUUCUUACACAAAUACAAUUCUAUUAAAGAAUGUACACUCUUGGGGGGAACCCUCCUAUUUUUAAAUUAGUGGUUGCAUUUUGUUUGUAUGAACACUAAUAUUUAGCUCAGACUUUUUCUCCCUUAAAAUGAAUUAAGGCUUUCCAAAGAUUAGUCUUAGCAAAGUAGAUUAGAAAUAGUGUGUAUAAUAUAAUCAUCACUUGCCUAACUGACUAGUUUAUAUAAGCUAUUCCACUUAAAGAGUUUUUGGUUAUAGGCAUGAGAAGUAUUUUGUUGGCUCACUUUACUGACUUACAUUAUUUUACAAUACUUUAUACUUGUCCAAGAAUUUUAUAUAUGUUGAUCUGAACAUUGUACCAGGAACCCUGUGAGAAGAGCAAGGUUCUGCUGUGUUGCUUGGCCAGGCCCUAUAUACUGAGGUGAGGUAGAGUCCAGAGUCAGGCUUCUGGGUCAGAAAUUUGUGUUAUAAGUCCUACUGUAUCUGGAAAUACCAACAUGGGAAUGCACACACCCAGGUGUGGUGGCACACACCUGCAAUCCUAGGACUCGGGACAGGCAGGAGGACCAAGAGUUCAAGGCUAGCCUCAGCUUUGUGGUGAAUCUGAGGCCAGCCUGAGCUGCUUGAGGCUGUGUCUCAAAACAAAAAUAACAAAAAAAUUAUGCUAAAGUAGUUACAGACAUUCAAAGCAAUGUUUAUAUAAACUCUUGUCUAUGCUAGUAAAAUGAUAAAUGAUACAGUCAAAAUGAUCCAAAUGGCUGUAUUUAAUGAGUUCACAACACAAUAAAAAACAUAACAUGAAAGGAAAUAAAAAGUAAUUUUAAUAAGUA
Peromyscus maniculatus bairdii (prairie deer mouse) is the source of this 1772-nucleotide messenger RNA. It is a transcript of the gene Arl1, whose product is annotated as ARF like GTPase 1. NCBI's taxonomy places the organism in Eukaryota, Metazoa, Chordata, Mammalia, Rodentia, Cricetidae. Gene Ontology annotation, molecular function: GTP binding; GTPase activity. The record is from RefSeq and is a predicted model, not a curated record.